Phytophthora sojae is the source of this 207-nucleotide messenger RNA. RefSeq lists its product as hypothetical. The transcript has a single exon. The annotation marks the transcript as partial. The record is from RefSeq and is a predicted model, not a curated record. NCBI's taxonomy places the organism in Eukaryota, Oomycota, Peronosporomycetes, Peronosporales, Peronosporaceae.
AUUGAAGGGCGUCCAAUUGAUAAAAACUUGGUCUCUUUACCAGAAAAUCUCUUCGACGACAUGUACAGGCUAGCGUACUUGCAUUUGGCAGUGCACCAAAACUUGCGCCAUCUCCCUCGCAUGGACGGGCUAACCAACCUUAAAUCCUUCACUCUCGCCGUCAUGAUGUCGCUCCAAUAUGUGCCGCGCCUGGAUAAGCUGACCAAA